Messenger RNA from Cygnus olor (mute swan), 13435 nucleotides. RefSeq names its product matrix metallopeptidase 16 (gene MMP16). Gene Ontology annotation, molecular function: metalloendopeptidase activity; zinc ion binding. Gene Ontology annotation, cellular component: extracellular matrix. Gene Ontology annotation, biological process: collagen catabolic process; extracellular matrix organization; skeletal system development. NCBI's taxonomy places the organism in Eukaryota, Metazoa, Chordata, Aves, Anseriformes, Anatidae. The coding region runs from base 374 to 2203 and encodes 609 amino acids. The record is from RefSeq and is a predicted model, not a curated record. The transcript has 11 exons.
AGGAGGAGGACACGGGGAGGCGGCUGCUGCUGCUGCCGCUGCCGCUGCCGCCGGGCAGAGAGGAGUCGUGCCGGAGCUGCCGCGGCACUCGGACGCCACAUUCCCCCCGUACGGGACUGGCGGGGAGGAUGAGCGAGAGCUGAGCCUGCUGCCGGAGCUGCCAAGUGCCCCUUCCUCCUCCUCCUCCUCCUCCUCCUCCUCCUCCUCCUCCUUCUGCACCUCCUCCCCUGCUGUGGGUGAACCUGCGCUACGGGCUCUUCACCGACCCGGGGAGGGGGCUGGUUUGUUUGUGUAUUUGUUUAAGGAACAGAGAGAGAGGGGGAGAGAGAGAGAGAGAGGGAGAGAUCUUCCAUCCGUUGAAGCACAGUUCACUAUGAUCGUACUCGCAUUCAGCACUGGAAGCCGGUUGGAUUUCGUGUCUCGGUCCAGGGUGUUUUUCUUGCAAACCUUCCUUUGGAUUUUAUGUGCUACAGUGUGCAAAGCGGAGCAGUAUUUCAAUGUGGAGGUAUGGUUACAAAAGUAUGGCUACCUUCCACCAACUGACCCCAGAAUGUCGGUGUUGCGCUCUGCAGAAACCAUGCAAUCAGCUAUAGCUGCCAUGCAGCAGUUCUAUGGCAUUAAUAUGACAGGAAAAGUGGACAGGAACACAAUUGACUGGAUGAAGAAGCCUCGAUGUGGUGUGCCUGACCAAACAAGAGGUAGCUCUAAAUUUAACAUUCGUCGGAAACGAUAUGCGUUAACAGGACAGAAGUGGCAGCACAAACAUAUCACUUACAGCAUUAAGAACGUCACUCCAAAAGUAGGUGAUGCUGAAACUCGUAAAGCCAUUCGCCGUGCCUUUGAUGUGUGGCAGAAUGUAACUCCUCUAACAUUUGAAGAAGUUCCUUAUAUUGAAUUAGAAAAUGGCAAGAGGGACGUGGAUAUUACAAUCAUUUUUGCAUCAGGUUUUCAUGGAGACAGUUCUCCCUUUGACGGGGAGGGAGGAUUUUUGGCCCAUGCAUAUUUCCCUGGGCCAGGAAUUGGGGGAGACACUCAUUUUGACUCAGAUGAGCCAUGGACUUUGGGAAAUCCUAAUCAUGAUGGAAAUGAUCUGUUUCUAGUUGCUGUGCAUGAACUGGGACAUGCUCUGGGCUUGGAGCAUUCUAAUGAUCCCACAGCAAUCAUGGCUCCAUUUUACCAGUAUAUGGAAACUGAUAACUUCAAACUACCUAAUGAUGAUUUACAGGGCAUUCAGAAGAUAUAUGGUCCACCUGACAGGAUCCCACCACCAACAAGACCUCUGCCAACAGUGCCCCCACAUCGUUCGAUCCCUCCAGCAGACCCGCGGAAGAAUGACAGACAACCUAAACCUCCCCGGCCACCCACUGGUGACAAACCUUCCUAUCCUGGGGCCAAACCUAACAUCUGUGAUGGGAACUUCAACACUCUGGCUAUUCUUCGCCGGGAAAUGUUUGUUUUCAAGGAUCAGUGGUUUUGGCGAGUCAGAAACAACAGGGUGAUGGAUGGAUACCCCAUGCAGAUUACCUAUUUCUGGAGAGGACUGCCUCCAAGCAUUGAUGCAGUUUAUGAAAACAGUGACGGGAAUUUUGUCUUCUUUAAAGGUAACAAGUUCUGGGUUUUCAAGGACACUACUCUCCAGCCAGGGUAUCCUCAUGAUUUGAUAACACUUGGAAGCGGAAUUCCUUCCCAUGGUAUUGAUUCAGCAAUUUGGUGGGAAGAUGUUGGGAAAACCUACUUCUUCAAAGGAGAUAGGUACUGGAGGUACAGUGAAGAAAUGAGAUCCAUGGACCCUGGUUAUCCCAAACCAAUCACAAUUUGGAAAGGUAUCCCAGAAUCUCCUCAGGGAGCCUUUGUCCACAAAGAAAUGGGCUUCACAUAUUUCUACAAAGGAAAAGAGUACUGGAAAUUCAAUAACCAGAUGCUCAGAGUGGAACCUGGCUAUCCCAGAUCCAUCCUCAAGGAUUUUAUGGGUUGUGAUGGACCAACAGACCGAGACAAAGACCGACACAGCCCUCAAGAUGACGUUGACAUUGUCAUCAAAUUGGACAACACAGCCAGCACUGUGAAAGCCAUAGCCAUCGUCAUUCCUUGCAUCCUGGCCUUGUGCCUCCUUGUCUUGGUUUACACUGUGUUCCAGUUCAAAAGGAAAGGAACACCCCGCCACAUACUGUACUGCAAACGCUCUAUGCAAGAGUGGGUGUGAUGUAGGGUUUUGGUUUUUUUUCUUUCCCUCCCAGGAGUUUGUGGUAACUUGAGAUUCAACACAAGAGCUGUUAUGCAGUUUCCUAGCUAGGAGCAGGCAUCUGUCAAUCUGAAACAAAGCUGAUCUUUAAAACCCAGGGGGUUGCCGGUCCUGCGCAUGAGUGGCGAUUUGCUCAGCUGGGAAGCUUCCAUGAUACAAAGUAUCUGCUGUUUCUUCAGUCCUUUGUCUUUCUUCGUCAUUCAAUUUAGGCCUUUCCUCUGCACGCUAAAUGCCCGAUAAACUAUCAGGAUUAACUAACAAAGAGGAAAAAUAAAAAAUCUCCAGUGUUUCUACAUUUUUCCCUUAAGGCCUGUUCCCCUUUGAAAAUUUUUUGCUGAAAGUCAAUUUUUUUAGAAAAACACAACAACCCGCAAUGGAACUUUCAGGAAAGUGAGAAGACCCAAAACAGCUUUGUCUCCAAAGAGGAUUGCUUUCUGUCUGCUAUGGAUAAAGUCCUAUACUCCUACUUCCAGUUUGUCAGGUGGGAGACCUGGAUGACACGCAGGACUUCAGACUGUUCGGACAGCCAUUUUCCAACAAACAAGGGGCCAAAAUAUCUGCAAUAUAGUAACAGCCUUAAUAAUACAUUCAUUUUGUGUUUUAUACAGCUGCUCUGGGCUAUGUCCUCAAUGUUUUAAACUCAUUUAUAUUCAUUACUAUAUUUAAGAGGAAUCUUUUUAUUGGUUUGUUUGAUUUUGGGUUGGUUUUCCUGCAUAAUCUUUCCCAAGCUGUACCAAGCCAACUGCCCCAGGCCUUUCACAGGUCUGUCAGGAGCAUUCAUUCCAAAGCAUGGUAAAAAGCAGUGUGUCUCUGAAGUGGAUUUCAAUGAACUAAAGCAACAGUCAUGCUGUAGAGAAACUUGACACUGGUAUUACUUUGGUGUAACCCUUUGAGAACUAUUGCAUUGGUUUGCAGAGUCUGGUGGAUGUUAAUCUUGGUUGUCAUUAAAUUACAGGAUUGUGUUUUGGAAAUACAGGUUUUAAAAGAAAAACAGUUUUUUGUUUUUUUUUAAAACGGAUUUCCUGUGACUGCAAGUGAGUGUUUUUAAUUACUUGCAUUAUUGAUACAAAAGCAUUUAUAACAUAAAGAGAAAACAAACUAUAUUUACCAGCUACUUUCUGGUUAAAUGAAUCAAACGUAUUUUAAUAUCUUCUACCACUUACCAAGGAUUUUUCUGAACUGGCUACAGUUUUAUAGCUUAGCCUUUUAUCUUAAGCAUCUUGAAUUUCUCUUUUAAACUAUGUUGCAUGAUAAUUCAAUUUGCCUCUUCAGAGGUAGAGUUACAGUUUCAAAGGAAAACCAAAAUGAUGACUCCAAUAUUGCAUGAAUAUCCUCUGGUGUGUUACCCCCUUGCAUGUUCACCAUAGUUCUCAAAGGGUUAGUCAAAUCUCUGGCCUUUAGCUGAACAUGAUAUCAUUGACAGAGCCAAGGGACCACCAAAGCAUUUUGUCAUUACGUGUAAUUUGUGCUAACAGCAGUAUUGUCAUUUUCAUGUGACCUGCAGAGCAGGUUUGUAUCAAUAUUUUUUUCCUAGAGAAAAGUCAGCAACUGACAGACCUCUUUAUUGAUUUUAGGAGCUGCUUCUUGCAGUGAUAGGCUUUACAGUCACUGGGCUGUGAACUUAUUAAAGAUGGUCAGAAUGAUGCACCCCAAACGUCAGACACCUGGUUUUUUAUGAAAGCCGGGAUUUGAGGGGAGUAGCUUUUGCAACAAUGAACAGCUUGCCUUGAACUUGAUUAUUGACCUGUUGACUGUCAUUACCAAGUUAAACAUUGUCUUCUGUGAACAGCUUCACUGUCUGAAUUUCCUUAAAGUGUACUGUCCUAUGUCUUUGCUCUUUGACCUUUAACUUGCAAACUGGCACAAACUGAAUGGAAUCUGGUGUUGCUAAUGAUCUAAGAUGGGUUUAAUUUCUUAAAAGGCCUGAUGUACAUUAUCCAAAAUUAGAGAAAAAAAUGGUGAAGUGUUUUCUUAGGAAAGAAAAGACAGAAACAAAAAUAUUUAUGAUAGAUCUGUAGAAAGGUAUUUUGCUAUGUAUACAUGCACACUCUAAAAAUGAACUACAGUAGAAAUGAUUUUUUAUUUAACUUGAAUACAAUUUUUCCAUAUAAAGUUAUCAUUUCUACAGAUAGCUAGUUAUUAAUGAAAAGGUUAUAGGAAAGUAUUAAAAUACUUGAAAUGGCCAGUAUUGGCUUUUACAUAAAAUGAGACUUUUGUACUACAUUCAGCCAAUUUCUUACUGAUUUCUUAAUUCACAUAACUGGAUCAUUUUUUAGAGAGUGUAGGUAUAUAUACACAUAUAUUAUGGUUAUUAUUAUUUUGGUAAUGAAUAGCUUGACUGCCUUGAAUUUAUAUUUAUAUUGAGCAUAGCAUGAAAAAUAGUAUGCCUUUUUGUUCAAUUAUAUGAUUUUAUAUUGAUUUGAGGACUUAUUUUAUGAACAUGUGGCAUGCUAUAAAGCAUUGCAAAUUGUUAUUUCUUAGAGCGUAAACAGAUAUACAUAUGUAACGGCUAACAGAAAUGAAGAUUAGAAAAAGAUAUAGUUUUACAACAAAUAUGCAAUGCAGAUGGCAUUUUCGAGAUGUUUUGUAGAGGUACUGCAUACUGUAGGUUAGAAUUGCACCAGUAUCAGCCCAUAGCAUUAUUUAGUAAAUCCAAUUCAGUUGUUGCUGAAAAUAUAUAUUAAUUCACAGUUAAGUAAUGUAGGGUAUUUACUGCGCAUCUGCUCAUUUGGUGAAUUUGGAAUUCAAUGCCUCUUUGUCAUAUAUAUUAAUAUGUGUGUGUGUGCAUGUAUUUGUGUAUUUAGAAAUGCAUGCACACACUCACAUACACAUACAUGCAUAUUUUAAUUCAUGCAUACAUUUUUAUUGUCAGCAAUCUACUAUAACUUAUAUUUUACUACAGACAGAACAAAAUGAUUCAUCACCUGUUCCAAUUUUGUCCCUUGGAUAGUUGGUGGAAAAUACUAACACUAUUUACUCUGCAUUUGGUUUUCCUCUACAACAGGAGAACUGGUUUUAUAUUCUCUUUAAUUCAGAACAGCAUCUCAUCUGUUUUUUUUGUUCACUUGAAAAUUUCACUUCAAUUUUGAAAUAUCUUUCAUGGCAGCUUUAACUUUUUGUGCAACUGUUUCCCUGAGAGUAAUGAAGUGCUGAGCAUGUUGACUGUUGUUUUUUGAUAAAGUAACAAAAAUGUUUGCAUUUGGAGAACUUAAUUUUAGUUAUGCAGGAAGGUAAGUGUGAUAAGUCUAGUGCUUGGUAUAUGGUACAUCAUAGAUACCUGAAUACACAAGUUGAUUAUUUUCUUUUACUCUAAAGUGCAUAUAUAUUAUAUACAGAGAGGGAAAAGUAAUAUUAUAUUGGCAUGUUUAUGUCAUGCAGAGCAAGAUUUUGUCAGCAUUUCUCUUAUAUACUCCUAUUUUCAGUAGGUUAUAACACAGUCAUAAAGGUUUGUUUUAAGUCGGAGCAAUUGUGGUCAGUGGAAUUUCCAAAUACAUGUUGGCUGACUUUGAAUUAUGGAAGUUCAGAUUAAAUUAGUGGUGUUGCCUGAUUUAGUUUUGAACUCAAACAAGUAAAAGUUCUAAGACAAUGUUAUUUUUUGAACAGUUGUUUUUCUACCAGGGCCUAUAAUUACAAGCACUAAUCAAAAACAAAGUGAUUGAAUUCUGCAAUCUGGGUUCCUACUCACAUGUCGUAACUUUUCACAUAAAAUUUUUAAUAAGCCUUUCCAUAUUGCUACUGUCACGAUGUGUACUGUGGAACAAUAUAAAACUGAAUAUUCAUUGUGUUAAUCAGUUACAGUCUAUCAAGCUGACUAUACAGGGCUGUGUAUCUUCAAAAUACUACGGUCUAUAUGACACAGGAGGCCAGAGUAGAUAACAUCACCGUUUCACCUGGCCUUUUAAUGUAUAAAGCUAUGAAAAGGUUAUUGACUGUAACAUAUUGACACUUUUUUUUUCCAAAAAAUACACUUAAAAAAGUAUGUAACUGUAUAUUUACUGGAUAGCCUGAGAUGGAGACACUCAAAUGACUCCAAAGGAGCCCUUUCAAGUCUCCUGAAUAAAUGUAAUACAUGUUUUAUAUCUUCCUAUGAAUUUUUGUUCUUUUUGUUUUUUCAAAGUGGAGUAAAGGGAGGCAAUAAUUAAAGGAAAAAAAAAAAGGCUACUUUUGUGAAUGAAAAUGACAGAAAUUAAUAUAUUCAAACAUAAGGGGCAGAUUUACACUUUCUCUUGGCAGUAUACUUCACCUCCCAGUUGUUUGGCCAAGACUCUUGUGCUAUGAGCACUGUGGGUUAAGAACAGAAUGUAAGAUUUAAUUUUGAAUUUUCAACUUUUUUUUGGCUUACUUCACAAUCCUAAUGUCAGUUAAAUGUAGCUUUUGGUACCAAAUUAUAUAUAAUAGAAUUCUAGCUUGUUGGUUAGAAAAAAUAUGUGUAGGGUAGAAAGUAGGUCUGCCUAAAAGCAACAGAAACAUUACAUUCCUAUUGUUUUUUGUUUGUUUGUUUGUUUUUUUGCAUUUAAACCAUCACUAGGGCAAAGCUUAAAAAACGCCAGAUAGAAAACUGAACAGUGAAUGUUCCAGUCACUGCAUUUUUAAGAAACUAGAAAUGCAAACUAUCACACCAUUAGCAGCCUAAAUUGGAGAUAGCACAAGAUAACCAGGCUGAAGGAUAUGGCUGCAGGGGCUUGCUCUGUCCUGGCUUACAUAUAUUCUUAGAAUGAGGCCUAAGUUUUAUCACCAAUUGCAGAGGUGGCAGAAGCUGUGUACCGUAGUAGUAAGAGAUUUGAUGCAGCCAUUACAGAACAAUAGCUCCCUGUCGCCUUUUGUUGUUGUCAAGACUGUCUUUGGACAGCUCUAUUUCCAGAAGUGUAAAUAGAAGACUGCAGCCCUAUGAGCCACAAGGAAAAUCAUUAUUAUCAGUGGAAGGAACAAAUGUCACUGGCCACUUAGGUGUUCAGCUAUGCUGUAAAUCAAAUAAUGUUUUGUGUGAGUCGAGGAACAGAUAACCUGUUAUUGAAUACAAUGCUAUAUCUGUGACUGAUAGAUCAGUGCUGUUAUGUUAAGAAUACUUCCUUAGCUCAAAGUACACAGACUCUAGAGAGGGUGGUUCAAAUAAGACCAUUUAAACAUAUGUCAGUUACAAAAUCAGGUGUAAAUGAACCAUAUAACAUAUAAACAUAAAAUUAAUAUCUGUUUAUGCAUAUAAAUCACUGAUUUGUCAGCCAAUGAUCUCGUGAAAAAAAAUGUAAUGUGUGAGUCCAAUCUCUCUAAUCCAUUCUUAUGACUUAUCCUCUGAGAUGUCAGAGGCUGAUAGAGAUCAACAUUGUCAUCAGUGCCAUAGAUGCUGAAAAUGUCUGGUAAACAUCAAAAGCAUACCAUCACUUGUUGUGGACUGGCUCCAUUUUACAAUUGAUCUAAGGUAGACUCUAGUGUUAGACAGCAUAGAUUCUCUACGAUGUGUUAUUUGAGGUAUGUAUGUAACUAAGAAAGCACAAUGAUAACUGGAGUUCAUAUUUUGAAGGUUCAUCAGUAUGUGACCACAGUAAGCAUUUGUUCGUCAAAUCAAAAUGACUUUCAAAGUACGUAGACAGCAUUGAAUACAAACGUCAUAAACAGGUUUUGACUCUCAGCAUUCAUAAGCUUUAGCAUAUCGUCUACAAUUUGUAGUCAUUUGCAGUUGCCUAUCCUCUUGUUGAGAUAUGACUUUCUAUGCGAGGUGUUUAAAGUAUGUUGACCCUGUGGAUAUAGCCUUAAGUAUUACUCUGGUCUGCCCAUAGUACAGAUGAAAUAAAUUUGAGAGACAGAUAAAAUAUAAAUGAAGAAAUGUUGAUUCAAACUAACAUACUAAACAGGAUUUUCUACACUUGGAUGUGCAUGCAGCACAGUGCUGCUUGCUGUCACACUACAUAAACUCUAACCAUUACAUAUGCCAGCCAUUUAUGAUGGCACAAAGCUUUCCAGUCAUACAGCUUAGUUUCUUCUGCUUCUGUAAAAUGACAUUGUUCACAGCUGGUAAUUAUAAUAGCCACCACAUAAACUAGAGUUUUCUGUUUAGUUAAUAGCCAUCUCUACCCUAUGAAAUUGCAUCAUAUCCUUUUUAUAACUACAUCCUUAAUCUCUUUGGCAAGCUCUCAGCAUAUCUUAAUUCAUAGUCUUUCAUGCCCCAUGAAUAAAUAAAUAAAUAAAUAAUAAAAUUUGCUCUUGCAGUAAAAUAUAUACUGAGAAUUCUCUUCAUCUUGCCAUCUGGCACUGACAUAUGGAAUAAUCACUUUUAUUCUGUGUCAUGCACGUGUCCUGGAUCAGACAUUUGCCCAUCCAUCAUUCUGGGAACUGGGUUUCUGGGAAGUAGGAUUAGCAACAGAAGGCUGGUAUAAAAUAGCUUUCUGCAGUAAGUGCUUAGACCUUAACAUUACGACAACAGAGUUUGAAGAGUUUUUAGGGAAGUAAUAUAUUACUUACAUACUGGUAACAAUGCACUGUAUCUCUGCCAAUCAGCGCAUGCUCAGCUGUGUUCGCCACUUGCAGAGAGUAGUGUGUUAAAUCAGAAAAUAAUGUUUCUAAUCCAUAUUUCCAUCCUUAUAUAUUGACAUAGUUUAAAACCCUGUCUACACACAUAUUUGUACUUACAUGGCUAUAAAUAAAAUUGUCAGACUUGCGGAAGCUGACAGUGCUUAGGGUCAGUAUAUAGUCAGUGCUAACUCAUUUAUAAGGUGUGAAAAAAAAUUGUUUCCCUUACUAUGAUUUCACAACUUCAAAGAGAAAAAGGAGGUUGGCCAGUAGUGUAAAAUGGUGGUUUAAAAUACUCUUUAUUUUUCAGUGUUAACACUUACAUAUUAUACGUAGCCCAAAAAACACUAUUAUACAACUGAUAUAGUCAAGAUUAAAUGCACAGCCCCCUAUUUAGGCAUACAAAGAAUCUAAACAGAUUCAUAUACUAUGUAUGCAUUGCUUGGUUAUUGCCACAAAAUUUUCAGUGCUCACACACUGAUCACAUUAAUAUUUUAUGGGAUCACCAUGUUGAAGUCAGCUCUGAGCAGUUUGUUUGCUUGGAUAGAGAUUUAUAACAUUAGGAAAGCACCGUUAUAUGCAUUAGGAAUAGAUACAUUUGACGAUGUGUAUUCAGAAGACAUCACCAGCAACCUACAGCACUGUUUUAAAUGAUUGUGGCAAACCACAAUUCACACCUGAAAGGCAUAGCUGUGGAUUGUAUUUGCAUAGCUGUGUUUCACCUUACAUAAUGAAGUGCUAUGAACUCAGGUCAUGAAUCACAAGGCAGAUGAAAACUAUUAAAGACAAACAAACAGACAGACAGACAACAAAAAGAACAACCUUUAGGACAUUAAUUGUCAAUACAAUACUCACUCAGCUCACAGAAAUACCUGAGAUUGCUAUACCCAAGAAAAUUUAAUGCUGAGUAGCAUUCCAGUAUUGAAGGAAUGUGUGAUGACACAAAUAAUCUAUUCUCAGUUCUUACACUGUGUAAUGCAUUUGGUGAAAUACUGUCAACUAAGUGUAUGUCUAACAUCCAUCCUUUGUGUGUUUCUGAAACCAAGCAGUCAUCUCUUGUCAAUUCAUGCUUAAAAGUUUGGACUUGUAGUGUCAUUCACUAUUACUGUCUUACUGAGUCUGAAUGUAAACUAUGUUACAGGAUAGAUCUCCCAUACAAGAUACACAGGCCAUCAUCUGCUAUCUGUGCAUUGCUUUGAAGAUUGUUGUCCUUGGAUCACAGUGAUGACAAAUACAGCUUUUUAGGACCAUUGAGAUCUUUCUUAGAGAAAACAUAUAUUAGUCAUGAAUUGUCUUUCCAAAACAUCUAGGAUCCACAGGAGAGCCAACUAGGUCUUUUGAUCAAAGACAGCAGGCAGACACAGAAAAAGCAAGGGAAGUGCAUUUCUGUUUUUCAUUUCUAGAAGAAUAUAAGGAAAGGAAUGAGAACACUUUGCUUCAUAACUGCAAGUGCAAAACCAAGUUGAUGGGUAGGGAAGGAACCAAAGAUGAUGACUGACACCACAGAAAAUUGCAUGUACCCACUACCUUGUUUACUGACAUUAGAACAAAAGGACAUAUUAUCAGGAACUCAGUGAUAGCUUUGAAAGUAUUAUUGAUUUCCAACAAAGAUAAUUGUUACACUUUAGAAAGUCCACUGAAUUAUAUAUUUGAUGUCAUAUCCCACUGGUCAGUCAAAAAGGCGCCUCAGCAGAGUUGCUCUAAAUCUGACUAGAAAUAUACAGAGAGCACACUAAAUAUCUUCUACAAUUGUAAAUUGUUCAAGAAAGGAUUAGUCAAACCAAUAUCAUCCUGAAUCUAUGUGCAAAAACUUGUCACAGUGAAAUGUUUUACCCUUGUUUUUAGAAAUUAGAACUCCAUAGUUAGCCAUCACUGGAAGAACUCUGCUGGAUGAGAUGUUGAAGGAGAAAGAAGCCUUUACCUAUGUUAGUCUAUAUUACAGACAUGUAUCUUUAUUUCUGUAUCUCAGUCCUGAAAUAUUUGAUUUAAUAGAAACACACCUAUGACCUCUGGAUGGAUCAUGUAUCACUUUCUUUUUUUUUUUUUAAUUUAAAUUGAUAAAUAUGUUCAAAUUUCCGAUCCCUCCCCCUUUUUGUUUAUUUUUUUUGACUGUGCCUUGACGUGUUUUGACUGAUUGAUACAAUUUUUAAUGUAUUCUGAUCUUGGUAGACAAGUGAGAAAUGGUCUCUUAACUCUACAGAUGAAGAAAAUAAGAUUUUGUUGUCCACCUCAUUAAUCAGAUAUAUUUUCACAGUCUAUCACUGGGAAAUGCAGCUUUUUGUCAAUGAUGUAAAGGUAGUAUCUUCUCAAAAACACAUCAUAUGCACAUUAGAGGAACUUGGAAUAUAUCUUUCACUAAAUCUUGUUCAUUGUCCAGUACCCCAACAGCUGAGCUCCAAGUUAUUCACUUCAGAUUGCUAAAGUCUCUGACAUCCAUUGGCACAGCCAUGCUUUAACUUUUAUAAAAAUGAUGUGGCACAGCCAGCACUGACCAUCAUAGACUUCAUGUUUGCAUCUCAUGGCUAUUCCAUUGGUCAUAAUGUAACAGCAAAGAGCUACCAUUUUUGAUGCCAGCCCUUGCACACUAUUUACAUCCACGGUUUAUGUUGUCUGUGAGAGAUGGGAAGUCUAGAAAGCUGUAUUUUGAGAGUAUUGGUAUUAUUUGCAGUGGUACCAGUUCUUUUCUUUAACCUUUUCUCUUCCAUCUUUACAUUCUGAUGCCUGUAAUUUAUGCCAUAGCUACUCCAGCAAUAAUUAUAGGACUGGACUCUCCUCUACAGCAAGUCAGUUCAUACACAGACAUCAACCACCAUUAAAUUAUUACUCUGGCAUAACAGACUAACACUGUUGCAUGGCUGAAUGUUUUCCUAUUAUACAUUGUUUUCUGAAUGAUCCUAAUUUUUAGGUGUCAUAAACAGUGUAUUUAUGAAGAGCUCUCCUUAUCAUCUGCUACUGUAGGCUGAGAAUUAGAUUCAUUAUACAGUUUAUUCACAGCUUGCAGAGAAAGGUGCAAGUGUUUGACUUCUGCAGGUUUACUGUACGUGGUGUAUUCCUACAUGCUCAGAAGAUGUUUAAGGGAGGUUAUACCUGCUCUUUGCCAGUCCCGUGGUUGGUACUGUUAGUGGUUAAAGCGUGUAUGGCUGGUUUUGUUUGGGUGUAGUCAAUCAGUUUGAUAUGUUUAUGUACAAGAAAGGUGUGUGUCUUUUUUUUUUUUUUUCUACUACAUACACAUUCUUGUUUCCAUUACUUUCCAAAUAACAUUCACUUUUUUUUUUUCACUCCAAGUGCUGUAAUCUUUUAUCUAUCAGAACAUUAUUUUUUUUUUUUAGUCCUGUUUUUUGGGUGUGAUUUGUGAUUUUAGAAGCUGAUUCUAUUUUCCAUGUAGUUGCCAUUCUUUCCUCCACCUAAUUCCCUGUAAUUAAAGUAGCAAUUAAUCUGGUUCCAAUACGUUAGCUAGAAUCUGCUGCAGUUAUGAGUCUCUUCCCACACCAUGAUAUCCUUGUUUAUCCUCCACCUCUGAGAAAAAGAAACAAACUUUUCAUGAAGAGACAAGGAUUUUGGUGCAGUUGCUAGGAUGUCUCUGAAAGUGGUUUUAUGCAUAACAUUACUGUAAAACCCACACAUUGUUAAACAUCAACUCUUUUCAAGCUCUACUUUUUGAAACAUCCAACAGUUGCUCACUUAAUUUACACGGCCUGACAAAUAACUCAGAAUAUAGAUGUGAUGAUUUCUCUGUGUCAUGCAAAUUUCUUACCUUUAUUUUCUUUUCUCAGCACAGCCCCAUGCAUUUCAUGCCCAUGUUUAGCUCAUUAGAAUGUAUGUUAGUAACAAAAUAACUGGAGCUUUUUUUUUUUUCUUGCCUUUUUUUUUUUCUGCAACUAAAUGUCAUUUUAUUAUUGUUAUUUUAUUCUAUUUUAUUUUAUUGGCUCACACAGCAUUCUAUACAGUAACCUUUUUAUAACUGACAUAUGUUAUUCCUUCAGGUAGCUUUUACUGACAAACACAAAGCUUGUUUGUGUGCAAAUGCAAGGCUGACUAAAUGGUGCUAAAGUGUAUUAUGACUGUCAGAUAUAAUCAGGCAAAAUUUUGUGGUGCUUAGACUGAUUUUUUUCAUUGAUUUUAUUGAUCAACGCAUUGAACAGUGUUUUAUUAUACACAAGUUGUCUUUUAUUAGUAAAUCAAGACCUCAUAGUGCAUUGUUAAACAAAAUGGGUUAACUAAUCUAUGUAACAGCUCACCAAGCUAUUAUCUCUUUAACUCCUUAUAAUGUUGUGUCAUUAAAGGUCAAGGGGUCAUGAUGAUAAUCUCAUUGCUGUAGACCAUUAACAUGACUGAACAUUUUCAACAAAGUACUUAUGUUUACAAUGCUAUAACCCUUUGACUGCUGCGGCAACCUUUAACCACAGGAAGUCACAUGCUAGAAUCAUCAUUACGGUUCUUGCCAUGGCAAUCAAAGAGUUAAGGGCUGUGCAGUGAUUUGUUUUAUAUUUAUUAAUUUAUAUUUAUUUUUGUUUUCAUUUGAGAAGGGGGGAAUUGGGGUGGGGCAGUUCUUGUCUGCUGUAAGUGUCUUAACCAAGGGAAGGGUUAAAAUGGCUUUUUAUACUAUUGCAUCUUAUGUACUUACCAUCGUUUCAUUGUGUUGUAAUUAAAAAAAAAAAAUCUGUCAAUAAAUAAGAGAACAGAAAAAAA